Messenger RNA from Penicillium cinerascens, 1017 nucleotides. RefSeq lists its product as uncharacterized. Bases 1 to 1017 code for a protein of 338 amino acids. Gene Ontology annotation, biological process: double-strand break repair via homologous recombination. Gene Ontology annotation, molecular function: ATP binding; four-way junction helicase activity; nucleic acid binding. The transcript has 4 exons. NCBI's taxonomy places the organism in Eukaryota, Fungi, Ascomycota, Eurotiomycetes, Eurotiales, Aspergillaceae. The record is from RefSeq and is a predicted model, not a curated record. Gene Ontology annotation, cellular component: chromosome; cytoplasm.
AUGUCCGAUCGAGUGCGUACGGAGCGUCUAUUACAGCAGUUGUUUAUCCACGCGGAUGAAGGGCGGUUCAGUAUCGAUGGCAUCAAACGGUUUUUCGGGUUCGUGGCCGAUUUCAAGGAGAAGUUAGCCGUUAUUUCGCACAUCACCAACGGCCAGCCCGCACGAGGGCCUGAGUUAUUGAGUAUUCGUCAUCGUAAUACGGCCGCCGGGGGACAGCGAAACGUAUUCAUCGAAGAUGGAUUAGUGGCGUUAGUCACGCGGUACCACAAAGGGUUUUACGCCAGUGGGGACGCCAAGGUGAUCCAUCGGUAUAUACCCCGCGAAGUGGGCGAGUUGAUCGUGUGCAAUGCCAAGCCGUUUCCGCACAACGUCCGCGAAGACGGGACCGAGGUGAUUACCGAUAAUAAGGAGAACGAGGAUUCCAUGGACGAUGAUCGAGACGACGAAUAUGAUCGAGGCGUUACAACGGAUGACCGGACAGCCCCCGAUGCAGUUCCGCGGGGUGCAGGGGGCCGCCAUCCAGUCGAUCUAAGCAGGCCAUUCCCGGGUAGUGGUAGUAAUGCCCACGGGUGGUGGGAAAAGUAUAUUGUUUAUGUUGCCCGCGCCGCCGGCAUCCUAUAUAUGGAGUGGGAUAGCCAUCGCUAUCCCGAUUAUGCCGCUAUUGUGUUUGUGACGCCUAAGUCCGUAUUCACGGACGGGUUCCAGUCGUUUUUGAACCGCCAGCGCGAGUUGAUGCGGUUAGACCGGAUUGUUAUUGACGAAUGCUAUAUGAUGUUGAAUAAGUCCGAGACGUUUCGCCCGCAGUUACAGCAAUUAGGCCGAUUACAUCAGUGCGGCGUGCCGAUGGUGUUUUUGACCGCGACAUUACCCCCAUACAAAGAGGCCCGGUUGUUUGAGCGAAUACAAGUUGCGCGGGAGGACAUCAGUAUGCACCGCGAGCGUACCAAUCGCCAUAACGUGGCAUACCGGGUGUACCGGCCCAUGAUUACAUCGAGAUAUCGUUCCCAGACGCAAUAG